Molecule: messenger RNA, 812 nt
Organism: Drosophila kikkawai
Lineage: Eukaryota; Metazoa; Arthropoda; Insecta; Diptera; Drosophilidae
Gene: NijC
Product: Ninjurin C
Biological process (GO): cell adhesion; tissue regeneration
Cellular component (GO): membrane
Source: RefSeq, a predicted model, not a curated record
UUCAGUCCGCUGCCAGUUGUUUAAUCGUUUGGUUGUGUCCACAACACCGUCUCCACGACAACGUCGCCGUCAGGAGGAGUAUCAACAAUUGUUUUGUUGCCAAUUUGAGGAGACAAUGAAAACAAAAACCACUCGAAUCGAACACUUUUGAGUGCUUUUGAUUCAGUUAGCGAAUUGUUUUCAAAAACCAGCCGUGUGUGACAACCAAACUUAAAUCGUGAAAUAAUAUAUAGCAGAAAUUCAUUCAUAAUGGCUCAGGUGGCGGCAGGUGGUGGGGAUCGGGUUAAUGAAACCGAGAUGAAAGCAAUGGAUGCGAAUAGAUAUGCCACCAAGAAGACAAUUGCCCAGGGCAUGCUGGAUAUAGCCCUGCUGACUGCCAAUGCUUCUCAGCUAAAGUACAUCCUCCAGGUGGGCGAGCAGCAUCAGUUUUACAAGCUCAUGCUUAUACUGAUCAGUCUAUCUAUAGUACUGCAGGUCCUGUCGGGCGUCCUGAGCCUAUCCCUGAGCCUGCUGCGGGACUGCCGGCUGCACCAGCCAGAGUUUCACCAGUCGGCCAAUAUCAUAAACCAUGUCCGCACGGGUUUUGCCUUUUUCACAACGAUGAUAAAUCUAUUUAUCUCGGCCUUUGACAGUCGUCUGCCGCCGCCGCAGGGCGAGCUGCUAAACGAUGUGAACUAACUUAUAUAUCCAUGUAUAUCCCAUAUUCCGACAGCUCCUGGUGGGCAUUCUGUUUGUGGCCAUCGGCAGUCUCAACAUAAACAAGCAGCAGGAUCAGACGGCAGCGAUUAUCCUGAACGAUGUUAUUUUGGUCG